Molecule: messenger RNA, 944 nt
Organism: Hyaena hyaena (striped hyena)
Lineage: Eukaryota; Metazoa; Chordata; Mammalia; Carnivora; Hyaenidae
Product: coiled-coil domain-containing protein 7-like
Exons: 7
Source: RefSeq, a predicted model, not a curated record
AGACUAAUGUAGAACACUUGACAUAUAAUGUUGGAAGAGAAAAAGUAAUUGAUGAAAUCAAGACGCAACAUAAAAGUCACCCUGUUGCACAUUUAUUAAGAAACAGGUAUAUGUCUACACAAGAUCAAGAAAAUAUUUUUACCAGUCACAUUGCACCACAUAAAUCCUCGACAAAUAAGACCCAUUUUUCAUCCUUUAACAAUCAAUGUAUGAGUUCAUUUGAAGACAAAAAUACGUUUCCACAUCAUCAAGAUUCACUUAUGAAGAACACCACAAUGAGUAAAUUCCCAAUAAAAGUGAUCAAUUUAUCACCCUUUGGCAACCUAGGAAGAUCUGAGUACAUUUCACCCCAUGUGACUAAAACUCCAAAAGCAUAUCAUAAAACAUCUAGAGCUGGGUCAACCAUUCAUAAAACCAUCCAGUUUCCUUCACUGACUAAGGAACCUUCAGGGCAUCGAAAAAAUUCUAUCUCAAACAAAAAAAAUGUUGAACUUACUCUGCCUGCUGUGAUCUCUCCAACUAAAAAAACUAUCCAUAAAGUGUCAUAUACUGCUGCCCGAAAAACUCUACCCCACCAUGUUUUUUGAGAAUAAAUGAAUUCUGAUCAAGAUAACAUGAGCAAAUUCAUGGAGACAGCAAUGAACAUUGCAAGUGUGGAAGCCUUAUCAAAAUAACUCUGACUUGAAAGGAUGGUGCUUAUUGAAAAAUAGUGGGCAACACCCUGGAUAAGUAGGGUAGGUCCAUAUCACAGAGGAGCUUAAUUGGCAGCAGAAUUCUUCUUUACUAUCUGGAACAAAUUUGAAACUCUAAGAUCAAAGCCUUUUUGUUGCUGAUGUUAAGAAAGGAGCUCUAUAUGGAAGUUCCAGCUUGCUUCUAUUCACUAAUGUCCCUGUAAUAAUUUCUGGCGUGACGUAAAAACAAUUAAAUAAACUUUGUUCUCUGCA